Molecule: messenger RNA, 1956 nt
Organism: Vigna angularis (adzuki bean)
Lineage: Eukaryota; Viridiplantae; Streptophyta; Magnoliopsida; Fabales; Fabaceae
Product: phosphatidylglycerophosphate phosphatase 1, chloroplastic/mitochondrial
Exons: 6
Coding region: 622-1830 (402 amino acids)
Molecular function (GO): phosphatidylglycerophosphatase activity
Source: RefSeq, a predicted model, not a curated record
CCCGACAAGAUUUUAUUACCCUUUUGCCCCCUUGAAUUUUAUUUAAAACAGAGUCCUCCAUGGAAGAAGACGCUGUGUUUUGUUGCAGGCUGUUGGAAGAUGAUGAUGUUCAAGAACCAGAGAUACGUGUUCUCCCUCUCUUUCGUCAUUUUUAUCAUAACCGUUCCUACCUCUCUCACACCACCAAACAUCUCCUUCUAUUCUCUUCCACCUUCUCCCAUCAACCUUUCUUCUUUCUCCAAACUCAAACAUUCAAAUCAAGAAGAAAAUGAUCACGUAAGCCGACUUUUAGCACGAAAUCACCGGAGAGCCAGGGAUUGCUCCUCAAAUCGUGGUGGCUUUCGCUGCCGGCGCGCCUUACGAAUUCUUGAGCGGUUGCUCAUGACGGCUUGAACGGCGCCGGCGGGGAAGGAGAAAGGAGAAAGAGGUAGGGUUAGAUUAAAAAUUUAUAAGGGUGAUUCUGACAUUUCACACACUCGAUGGGGGUUGCAGGCAGAAAGUAGCGGGUGCAGGAAGCAAUAGCCUCGGGUUUAUCUUUGAUCACCAGGACCACCGAGCCAACCCAUAUGAGCAAACAUCACCUAACUAGUUUUCUCUCACUGUCUAACAAUUAUAGCUGAAAUGGAAACUAUAUUUGUACCUUCUCUCUCCCUUUCAAAAUUUCCAAAGUCUCAAACUUGGUGGAAUUCACCACUUUUGCUUCACUCCAAACCUACCUCAGUUGCUUUCAGUUCAGUAACCCACCAUCAUUCGCCCAAGUGCUUUCUGUUGCACCCACAAGCUGGUGCUGGAUUCAAAGCAAAAGAAAAGCAGAACCUUAGAGUUGUACAUGCCUCAGAGGCUGCACCCCCAACAACAACGACAACAAAUGCCAAUAUUGCAGAAAGAUGGCUUCUUGAACCAGUUGGUAGCUUAAGUCUUCCUCAGAUCCAGAACUGCAGCAAACGGCAAGAAAGUAAUAACCGUUCGAGACACAAUUCUAAUUUAAAUCAAAACUGCAAGCACAUACUAUUUCUGCAGUUCUUCCCUGACAGUGACACAGAAGACACCAAUAAUCAAAAUCCAAGAACAAGAAGCUACUAUCAACACCAAGUAGAGAAACAAGGAGAACUCAAGGAAAAUAACAAGGCCAGACUUUUCACAAACAUGUGGUGGAUAGAUGUGAAAGCAGCACUUAGCCAAAGAAUCAACUGGGAGGGCAUUCUAUGUUCAACUAUGGUGAUCUUAAAAGACCCAAAAUUGGCGAUGCCCCAUAUUUCUGUUCCUGAUAUAAGGUAUGUUGAUUGGGCUGAGCUGCGCAGAAAGGGAUUUAAGGGGGUUGUCUUUGACAAAGAUAAUACUAUUACAGUGCCUUACUCUUUGAAGCCCUGGCCUCCACUUGAGUGUUCUUUGGAGUGUUGUAAAUUGGAGUUUGGUGAUGCUAUUGCUGUGUUUAGUAAUUCUGCCGGACUGCAUCAAUAUGACCAUGAUGGUUCAAAAGCUAGGAUACUUGAAAGUGCAAUUGGAAUUAAAGUCAUCACACAUAGGGUGAAGAAGCCAGCAGGUACAGCUGAAGAAAUUGAAAAGCAUUUUGGUUGUGAUGCUUCGCGAUUAAUUAUGGUGGGUGAUCGGCCACUCACUGACAUUGUUUAUGGCAAUCGGAACGGGUUUCUGACUAUUUUGACAGAGCCAUUGAGUCUUGCUGAGGAGCCAUUCAUUGUUAAGCAGGUGAGGAAGCUAGAAAGUUCAUUUGUAAGGUACUGGUCCGGAAGAGGGUUGAAGCCACUUGACCAGAGGUUAUUGCCAGAUUCAAAGCAAUGUGUCAGAGAGCCAUAUCCUUCACAAGACUAAUCCCUAAACACUGCCCUAAUUUUUUUUACCAUCUUAGUACCUUGAGUAAUCGUACAUGUCAAUAUUUUUUAAACAAUAAUUUUUCUUUAUUUUACCAAAUGGUAAACAUAUUCCCCACCUGUCUUA